This is a messenger RNA of Uncinocarpus reesii 1704, 1998 nucleotides long. RefSeq lists its product as uncharacterized. The transcript is spliced from 3 exons. Bases 1 to 1998 code for a protein of 665 amino acids. NCBI's taxonomy places the organism in Eukaryota, Fungi, Ascomycota, Eurotiomycetes, Onygenales, Onygenaceae. The record is from RefSeq and is a predicted model, not a curated record. Gene Ontology annotation, biological process: negative regulation of transcription by RNA polymerase II; anatomical structure morphogenesis; cell differentiation. Gene Ontology annotation, molecular function: DNA-binding transcription factor activity, RNA polymerase II-specific; RNA polymerase II cis-regulatory region sequence-specific DNA binding.
AUGUCUUACGAUCGAGUUUUGCCCAGGCCCAUUGGCCUCUGCUAUGAUGUCUCCGGACGUGACCUGCCAAUCCGCAGCGCCGAUUCAUUACUUGAUCACAGGUUUCCGGGCAGUACUUUGAUUCGGAGCAGCUUCGAAAAGUAUGACUAUCCGUCAGUACCAUUGCAAGUGAAGCCCCUGGCGGCAGGAUCCGCGAGGAAUUCUAUUUCGGAACCGGAAAUGGGUUGCCAGAAGUCUCUGGUUACGGAAACGCCAGCAGUCUCGCAGCCACAGAUUGGUCGGAAACGGGUGGCCUCAAUUGCUGCCUCUGACCUGCGAAGAGAGGAACGUGCAGCAUCCGCAAGCUCGUCAAAAUCUACUUCGUCGAGGGAUUCCGGUGUGCAGUUCUGUCUCUGUCAGCCAGACCCGAAGAUUCCUCGUCCUAGAAAUGCUUUCAUUUUGUUUCGACAACACUUUCAGGCCGCAGUUGUUGCUCAAAAUCCGGGCCUUGCGAAUCCUGACAUCUCCAAGAUCAUUGGAAAGAAGUGGAAGAGUCUUUCGCUCGAAUCCCAGCGGGACUGGAAGAAUCUUGCCGAAGAAGAAAAAGCCAGACACCAGCAGCAAUAUCCUGGCUAUCGCUACCAACCACGUCGUCCUGGGCGUAAGGGCAGUACUGUUGGCGGUGGGAUUAACAACAAUCCCACCGGAGCAUCCGUUUGCAACAGGUGUGGUGGCAGGAUCAUGAAUCCACCCUCGACUCCUACCACGCCCUUUGCCCCGGCCAUGCAGACCCAGGACGACUCUUGUGUGCCGCCACAGGCCAACGGGCAGAGGUACGGCAGUCUUGACGGACGAUUCCCAAGGAAAGAAACGAGAUCGCUGAGUCCGAUACACGUCAAUCCCAAUUGUGAAUGGGGAGCGACGUUUCAGCCGCAAUAUCGUGAUGGUAGUGGGCUCCUGUCCCCGGGUAUCAAACGACGACAAUCCACCCAUAUUCCCGCGCGUCGAAAUCUGAGUCCGGGGGAGGCAUACUCUCCCCGCAAUGCGUCGUUCACUCGCCCAGCGCCACUGCAACCCAGAAACGCUCUUGGAAUGGACCCCUCGCGACCUUAUGGAAUGGCAAGUCUCUCUGAGCCGGUGCAUGGAUCAAGCCUGACGUUACCGCCACUGCAGACUUUAGCCGCUUCGCAGCAGAACCAUCAAAAAGAAGUUGAGAACAUGGUCAUGACGAUUCCAAUUGUUAAUAAGAUCAAGGUACUAUCGAAGAUAUCCCCGCCCUUUACAACCACAAAAGCUGCAAAUCCGGGUAGGGGUGCAGUGAUCGCAGUCGAGGGCCAGGAUGUAGGCUCGGUCAGAAGUAUACUUCAAUAUUUAAAGGGAGUUCUUUCAUCCAAAAGGGGGCAGGAUGUUCGAGUUUUCGAGGGACCGGAUCUCAGUUCUCCCACGAGUCUAGCAAAACUCGAAAAUAGUCGUGAUGCAACUGUACAGUAUCUGGAGACCAUUUCAGCCUGGCACAAAAUCUCCGAAGAGAUUGUGGACUAUAUCAAUGGUUCUGGGUCACCGCCAGACCGCGAGCUGGAUCGCGAUAAGCUUGAAGCGGAGGUCUCACCCAAGUCACUUGGUCCUUACGCAGCUAGAAUGGGCACGCGCCGUUUGGGCAGUCCAAUCUCAGCGCCAACGGACUCGACAUUUCGAAUCGCCUUGGUGCCGCAAUAUCAACUCAGCACCGCAGAUGCGCAUGCAUGCGCAACUCCCAUCAACGACGCAUAUGCGCCGAUUGACCACUGGCAGUGGAUGGCGUCUCUCUGGCGGGGUUGCGUGGGACCCGAUAUCACAGUGCACAUACGCAGCUGCUACAAAGAAGAAUUGGCCGAGUUUGGCGAAGGAAAUCCAGUGGAGAUCCGCCUCGAUGACGCGCGCGCACUGGUGGUGAGACGGCUUAGUGGCUCUCCGGGGUCGAUUGAGGAAAAGGCACUUAGAAGAAUCGGGUUUGAAGUGGAGGAGUUUUUGCGGAAGUGA